AUGAAAUGUCUAGAAUUAAAUCAAGUUAUGGUCAUAUGUAACCAUACAAUAAUUAAUCAUAUGAUAAUUGGAGCCCGGUUGAUUGCUGAAGAUCAUGGAGAAAGGAAUUAUGAAGAUCUGAAGAAGAAGAUAAUUGAGGAACGUGAAAGGCGUGAAAAGAUAUAUGGCUAUAUAUGUGCCAAUAGUUUGAGGUAUGGCGUUCUUUCAAUAUAUGACCAAAUGUGGUUCCUUAAAAGGAAAAGUUAUUGCCUUAAUAUUAUCAAAAUUUGUAAAAUUGGUAUAAUAUUAAUGAAUAUGAAUGUUUUUGGAAAUAAACCCAAAGAAAUGCGUCUAACACCAGGGACUCCGUCCCUGGACAACCUUGCCAGUAAUGCUGAUAAUCUACUGAUAAUUUAAUGUGCAAUUAUCAUUUGUUUAAUUGAAAUAUGAUAUAAUGAUAAUAAAAUCAAAAGUGAAGUG
Molecule: messenger RNA, 459 nt
Organism: Rhizophagus irregularis DAOM 181602=DAOM 197198
Lineage: Eukaryota; Fungi; Glomeromycota; Glomeromycetes; Glomerales; Glomeraceae
Source: RefSeq, a predicted model, not a curated record